Penaeus monodon (black tiger shrimp) is the source of this 5049-nucleotide messenger RNA. RefSeq names its product mucin-5AC-like. The record is from RefSeq and is a predicted model, not a curated record. NCBI's taxonomy places the organism in Eukaryota, Metazoa, Arthropoda, Malacostraca, Decapoda, Penaeidae.
AAAUGGCCAUAUAUGGCUAUUGUCCCCGUUGGGAAGACUUCUACCUGGUGGUUUGUGACGUGUGUGGACGUGCGGUGAAACCACAAGCCCUUAAACAGCACAUAGAAUUGCGACAUGGGGGGUUGUCCAACCCUGUUAAAUCUUCUGGAGGAACCAAAUCAUCAGUGUCAUCAGGCAGCAAAUCAUCCAAGACCAGAAAUCGAGCACAUACCAUUAAUCCUGUAGUAAAGCUGGAGGGAAGAAUCGACAGUAGCGAGUCCUUGGUGGGGGACCGUACAUCACAAGUGGCUGGAGAGUCUGGCAUCAACAGCAGCAGUAUAAACAGUGGCAGGACGGGGGUGUUGCCCGACUCCCCCGUGUGCGAGUUACUGCCAUCCCCAAGUGGCCUGGCGCUGUCUCAGCUAAAGACAGAGGUCAAGACAGAAGAAAGCCUGGAUAGUGGGCCCACCUUGGUACCGCCUCCACAGCCCCUCCCAACGUCCCUGCCCCCACCGGCCCCUCCGGAGCCGCAGCAUCCAAUGCCACACCCCAUUUCACACGCUGGCCCUCCACCCAGUGUGGGGCCCCCCAGCAUAGGACCACCCAGUGUGGGACCCCCAAGUGUGGGUCCUCCCUCUGUUGGUCCUCCCAGUGUGGGUCCUCCCAGUGUGGGUCCACCAAGUGUUUCCUGCCCCAGUGCUACACACCCAAGCCUCACCACGUACAGUGUGCCCCCAGUCACCAUGGCGGGUUCAGCCCUGGCAGGGGUGCACAUAGCCAGCCAGAGUGUGUCAAGUGUUGAAGAGGAAGUCAACAAGAUCUCCGCCAUGCUGCAGGCUGAGGCAGAGGCAUUAACGGCCUCUCAGAACCUCAUCGCCAGCUCCAACAUGGACAUGGGCACAGGCAUCGUAGGGACUCAUGACAUUGUAGAAGCGCAGGGCUUGGCGGGUGGCAGUGUGACCAGCAAUGGCAGCUCCCUGAGUGCAGGGCCUGGUGGAAUGAUCUCCAACUCGCAGGCCAUGGGCUCGGUGCCGGUGCCGAUGAGCCAUAUGUCCAUGGCCACCCUGAACCAGAUUCAGGCCGACCUGCUGGCCACUGUCAGUGAGUCGGACCUCAAUGCCGUGCUCAACGCCACUCCUGAUUCCUCAGACCUGGCUCAGACCGUUCUUCCCAAUAAUUCUCAGUGCUACUUAAAUGAAAGCGGUAAUAUUACCUAUUUGGACCAACAGACUGUAAAUACGGACAAUUAUGUUGAACCUCCACAUUUAAGUAAUCAGAAUGUGUUACCACAACAGUACAAUAAUGAACAGUUAUCAAUGCCCGUUCUAGAGCAAAUCACAAAAGAGGUUUUGUUGGAAGCCGAUCCCUCGACUCACAACUUUCAGGCUGUGUCGAGUGGAGUGCAGGGACAGUACACCAACACUACUCAGUCUGAUCUUAUUGAAGUACCUGUAGACUCAUUUAGUUUUGAUGAGAUUGAGAAAAUAUCGUCACAGUGUGAUGAGCUAACGAAAGCAGUGAAUUCUAUAAGUCAGUUGUGUCAGCAGGGAGGUAACAGUGGGCUGGAGUCGCAGUUGGCAGGUUUACUGCAGCAGCCAAGCUCCACCCCUGCCCCAUCCCCCUCCCCCGGCGCGACGGGCAUCCCGGUAGGUAACUCCAUCAGUGCUGCGCCUACCCUUGGGACAACGGCGACCAGCCAGGGCAUCACAGUGGUCAUUGGGGCUGGUGCGCAACCGUCUGUUACGACUGUGACGACGCAACCCUCUCUCUCUAUGCCUACCCUGGCUGCCACCCUAAAGAAACCUGUGGUGUCAACAGCGGGGGGACAGCACUUGGUGUCCCCAGGGCCCGCCACCUCCACACACACCCCAUCCCACACACCCACUCACACACCUUCUCAUACCCCCACACACACACCCACACAGCACACCACAACCAGCAGCAACACAACCCUCACGCCGGUGCCCCCCACGCCCUCGCCCAAAAAAUCCAACAAAAAGAAGAAGCCGGGCGAGAGGAAGCUACUGCCACUCAAGGACCGCGAGUACGACCCAGAGGUGCACUGCGGGGUGGUGGUAGCUGAGACAGGCAAGCCCUGCACGCGCUCCCUUACCUGCAAGACGCACUCGCUAUCUCUGCGCCGUGCUGUGCCCGGGAGGUCCAAAAAGUUUGAUGACCUACUCCUGGAGCACCGAGCGGCCAAAGAGGCACAGACCCGGGCUGCCAAACCGCCCGACGCAGCAGCAGGCCAGAUUCAGGGCACCCCUCCCCGCGGGCCGGCCAUGGCCACCACCAGCAGUGGAGGGAUGGUGGUGGGGGGAGCUGCGGCUACCUCCCCCCUCCUUGUAAAAACCCUGGGGGGCACCGCACCCACCCUCGUGGCAGCGGGCGACCCCUCUCCCAACCCCACCUUACACCAUCCCAUGGAUCCUCCCAGCACCCCGUCGCACAUCCAUGCCACGCCCCCCUCUCCUGCAUACUGGCCGCCCACUCCCAGGAUUGCUCCGGCUCUCGUACCUGCUGAUAAUUUUUAUGUCCGUGAGCCUCCCAAACCUCUCGCUACGUGUUCAUAUAACUGCAGAAGAUUGGGUGGCCACCUGGCAACAGACCACCGUGCUGACCUGUUGCGCAGUGCAUUCCGAAAUGCCCUGAAAAAGCCACACCCAGCCUCUGUUCUCAGUGACUCUAGCAUUAGCAAUACUUCAAACAUUGCUGGUACACCAGAUAGAUUCGUCAACGUGAAGCCGCUGCUGGCCAAGAAGCUGCAGUUGACGGUGCCGUCAGGCUCAGCCAGUAAGGAUGGCAUCAGUGUGAGCACGGGAUACAAUGGCCACAUCCAUGUUGGCAACAGCAUGGGCAUCGUGAACAGCAGUGCGCUGGCGGCCACGCUUAAGCGGCCCACACAGCCAGACGCCCUAAAAAAUAAUGCUACUCCUAUCACGAGUGCCAAAAAUAAAAAUAAAAAGGUAAAGACAAACGAUGGUGCUAUCAAUAUUGUGGGGAACGUGCUGCAACUGGACACUGGUGGGAGCAAGAACCACAUUCCUGUUGUUGUCAGCUUGCAAAAUGGCUUGUCCAACACUCAAACUAUAACCUUAAGUAAUGUGGCCAUCGCAGGGGUCAGAAACUCGACCACGCAACCUAUCCGUAUCAACCCCUCCACAACCACCACGCUGGUGAGAGACGCACAGGUGACGGACGCACGGCCGGGCAGCAGUGAUAGCACCAACAUUGUCUUGCCCAGUGGUAUUGUGAUAUCGGACGCAUUAGCAAAGUCGUUCAAAAGUGACAGUGCGGGCAGCAUUCGGUUAGAACUUCACAGCAAUACCUUUGGCGAUGCCUCCAGAUUGGUCACAAAUACUGCCAAAGUGAGUGGCAGUGGCAUAACAAACACAGUUGGUUCCGGUGGUGCUGUUGGUGGCGUUGGUGGUGGUGGGAGCAGUACUGUUGGUGGCGGUGUAGCGCCUGGCAGCACAGCCGGUCUGGCACCAGGUCAGGUUACCUACUUGACUUCUGCAGUGCCUGGUGGAGGAGGAACCCCGGGCUUGACCCUACGACAAGUACAUCAGGUCCUGAACCAGCUACAGGUGCAAGGCAAGACAGGAGGGGGCACGGUGGGAGGGGGAGGUGGUGGCUUGUCCCUGAAGCUGCUGGGUUCGGGGCAGGCGGGGGUGGCGGGGGCCAGAUCAACCUUUGUGCUGCAGCAGGAGAAGGAGCCCUCCUGACCUCCUGGGGCAGGGGGUCAACCCUCUUCAACCCUGCCCAUAAACCUCUCGUCAGGGGGAACGGAAGGCUUUCAGGGGGCUUCCGCCACCACAGCACCUGCCCCGCCCUUGCCUCAGGUGGCCACUGUGGCCUUGCCCUUCUGGAGCAACCGGCCCGUCUGCCACAACAAUAACAACAACAACAACACGAACAACAACAACUAUGUGAAGGUGCGACCGGCAGGUGUGUGGCCCCCAAGCAGCGGCGGCUCUGUGCGUGUGUCACAGGUCGAGCCCCCAGCUGAGCCCACCUUGGCCCUGGGCGGUGGGGGCGGGGGCCCCAGCAUGGCCAUGGCCGGCACCCUCACGGACCUCGGGGACGUGAUGCCCCCACCCCCCGUGGCCACGUCCAACGCUCAGGUUUUGGUAGCCAAUGAGGCCCCACUCUUGGCCCAAGACAGACCCUUGUACAACAGCGGCACAAAGAGCCCAUCCCUGUUAUGUGUAGUCCUGGACGACUGAGGGGCCACGUUUUGGUUGUUCUGUAAUGUUAAUUACAUCAUUUGUUAUAGAUAGGCAAGUGUUGCUCCAGCGUGCAGUGAUAUUGUGAGACAAUAUCUGUUCUUGUGUGAUAUGUAGCUCUUCACUAGUGAGCACUAGUGAGCCAUGACAAACAGACAAACAAACAAAAAAAUAACAAAAAAACCAAGACGAGCAGAGGCAAUAGUGCAGUUACAUAGCAGGCCCUCCUAUACGCUUAACCUUUGUCUCUUGUGUGAUACAAGUGCAUGCUGAAGAGACUUUUUUGUAUUUAUCUGUGAUGUUUUUGUACGCUGGUGAGCCUUGGCAGCCGGGCUGGGCUGGGAGGGGCGGGGCGGUGGGGAUGUUGACGCGCGGCAGGGCGAGAGUGGGAGAGCCGGCCGUCACCGCGCAGCUGCAGCUCAGGCGUUGGUGGUGCUCGCCCCAACACUCUUUCGUGAAGUUUGCACUUGGAAAAAAAAAGUUUUUUUAAUUUUUUUUUUUCAAGUACUUGUGAUUUCUGUCUUUUUUUUUUUAUAUAUAUAUCUCAAAGCCACCCGAUGUAAUAUAAUAUUCUAGUCUUUGUUGAUACUUGUUUACACUCUCUCUCUCUUUGUAUUAAUGUUCCCUUUCCUCUUUGUUUUUAUUUUUUAUUUCUCAUUUUUUCCAUACACACUGCCAUCCUCGCCAUCCAGUGUUUCCUACUUAAAUACUUGUUAUAAAGUGUUGAUGGUGGUCUGCACACAAACAUUCCCUUCUUAGGCAGUGCUGCGCCACUUCUGUCUCACCACAAACCCUCUGUAAUUUUGUAAUAUUAUUUCCCUUCCUCCUCCUCCCUCUCCCCUAU